AUGCCAAAACCUACACUUGAACAAUGGCUUGGAAUAGCUGAUAGAUUCUAUCAAAGUACAAACUUUCCAAAUUGCUUGGGUGCAAUAGAUGGCAAACACAUACGAUCUGUAGUUGAUGCUAAUCUUAGUUUUAUUUGUAUUGAUGUUAGAGCUUACGGUAGGGAAUCAGAUUCUACUGUAUUUAAACAAUGCACAUUUGGUAAAAAACUAUAUGCUCAACAACUAAAUAUACCAAAACCAACAUGCUUACCUAAUACAGAGAGUUCUCCAUUGCCAUAUGUGUUUUUGGCUGAUGAAGCUUUUGGUUUGCAUUCAAAUUUGUGGAGACCAUAUCCUGGACGAGGUCUAAACGAUAAACGGCGAGUAUUUAACUACAGGCUCUCAAGAACACGAAGAACGGUCGAGUGUGCAUUUGGAGUAUUAUCCAACAAAUGGAGAGUAUUACAUACUCCUUUAUCAGUGGAACCAGAUUUUGCCGACGAAAUAAUAAAAGCUUGUUGCAUUUUACACAAUUAUGUUCGCCAAAGGGACGGAGCUAGUUAUGAAGAUAUGGAGUCAAAUCUAGACGCAUAUGCAGAUUAUUUUGUGGGCCCAGGUGCAAUACCAUUCCAAUAUAGAUUUAUUUAA
Macrosiphum euphorbiae (potato aphid) is the source of this 627-nucleotide messenger RNA. The record is from the annotation of a GenBank genome assembly. NCBI's taxonomy places the organism in Eukaryota, Metazoa, Arthropoda, Insecta, Hemiptera, Aphididae.